AUGGACGAGCAACAAUUCGUCCAGCUGCUUGAGAGCCUGCUGCAGCCCGACACCGAGCGUGUCAAGUCUGCCACCUCAACCCUCAACAAAAACUACUACAACUCUCCCGCCUCCUUGAACGCCCUCCUUCAGAUCCUAUGUGGCCACCCCAAGUCUGAGCUCCGCCAAUUGGCUGCCGUAGAGGCCAGGAAACUUGUGACCAAGCACUGGGCUAAUCUGCCCGCGGACCAAAAGGCUUCCCUCCGUAACCAGCUGUUCCAGUUCACACUAAACGAGGAUGUCACCCUCACCAGACACUCGGCUGCUCGUGUGAUUGCUGCUAUCGCCGCACAGGACUUUGAGGAUGGCGAGUGGGGCGACCUGCCCGGAUACCUCCAGCAGGCUGCUACCAGCCCAACAGCCCGACAUCGCGAAGUUGGUACAUAUAUCAUCUGGACAACCCUUGAAUCAGUCGGUGACUCCUUCCCUGGCAAGUCGUCUGAUCUCUACAAGCUUUUCAGCACCACCAUCCAAGACCCCGAAAGCGUAGACGUCAGGAUCAACACCAUGCUUGGUUUGAGCCGCCUGGCUAUGCUUUUGGAACCCGAAGAGGACCCCAAGGCACUGGCUCUGUUCCAAGAGUCUGUUCCCGCCAUGGUAACUGUCUUGAAGGCUACUGUUGACGAGGGUGACGAGGACCGCGCCAUGCAGGCUUUCGAAGUCUUCCAGACUCUGCUUGGCUGCGAGUCUGCCCUGUUGGCAAAGCACUUUGGCGAUCUCGUCAAGUUCAUGCUUGAGCUUGCAUCCAGCACAAAUGUCGAGGACGACUACCGUUCCCAGGCCAUUGCAUUCCUCAUGCAAUGCGUUCGGUACAGGAAACUCAAGGUGCAGGCUCUAAGGAUUGGCGAGGAGCUCACCCUUAAGGCUCUGCACAUUGUCACCGAACUUGGUGACUUGUCCAGCGAAGAGGAGGAUGUCACUCCUGCCCGCUCCGCUCUCGGCCUCCUCGAUAUCCUCGCAUCUAGCCUGCCUCCCAGCCAGGUGGUCAUCCCUCUUCUCAAGAACCUUGGCAACUACUUCCAAUCGCAGAACCCUGACUACCGUCAAGCUGGUAUCCUGGCUUUGGGUAUGUGCGUGGAGGGUGCACCUGACUUCAUCGCUACUCAGCUCAACGAGAUCCUGCCCAUGGUCCUUCACCUGCUUGAAGACCCUGAGCUCAAGGUCCGCGCGGCUGCGCUCAACGGUGUUGCUCGCCUGGCUGAUGACCUCGCCGAGGAUGUUGGCAAAGAACACGCCCGCCUUAUUCCUGCCAUGUUGAAGAACUUCGAUCUUGCCGCAAGCAAUAUGCAGGGUGCGGAAGACGAGCGCAACCUAUCCAUCAUUCGUGGCAGCUGUAACGCCAUUGACUCUCUCAUCGAGGGUCUGGAGCCGGAGGAUGCUGGAAAGUACGUCCCAGAGCUUGUUCCUCGCUUCAGCAAGCUCUUCCACCACGAGGAUCUGCGCGUCAAGAGUGCUGCCAUCGGCGCUGUCGGCUCCAUCGCGUCCGCUUCUGAAAGGGCCUUCAUCCCCGUCUUUGCACAAAUCAUGCAAGAGUUGUCGCCCUACGUCAGGAUCAAGGACAGCCAAGACGAGCUUGACCUCCGCGGUGUCACGUGUGAUUCCAUGGGCAAGAUCGCCGCCGCCGUCGGUCCUGAACCGUUCGAGCCAUACGUCCUUCCUCUCAUGGAGGCUUCUGAGGAAGCACUGCACCUAGAUCAUCCCCGCCUCAGAGAAACCAGCUACAUUCUUUGGAGCACAAUGGCCAAGGUGUACGAAGAGCAAUUCGCUAAAUACCUACCUGGCGCCGUCAAGGGACUUCAAGACUGCCUUGAGCAAGAGGAGACUGGCCUUGACGUCGAGCUUGGCGAAGAGGCUGCUGAUCUUGUCGGAUCUGAAGUCACUAUUCAAGGCCGCAAGAUCAAGGUCGCGGCGGCAAGCGAUGAUGACGAUGAUGAUGACAGCGACUUGAACGAGGCUCUCAUGGCUGAAGACGACGAGGACUGGGACGAUCUUGAGGGUGUCAGCGCUGUUGCCAUGGAGAAGGAGAUUGCCGCGGAAGUGUUUGGCGACAUCAUCACCCACACACGCCGCGAAUACCUUCCCUUCAUGGAGGCAACCGUCACAAAGCUCCUGGAGCUGGUUGACCACUCCUACGAAGGCAUCCGCAAGGCUGCUCUCGGUUCUCUGUGGCGCACUUUCGCCUGCCUCUACGGCAUGUCUGAGACUGACGGUAUGGCGAAGUGGAAGCCUGGUCUUCCCCUCGCUGUCGAGAUACCAGAUGAGCUGAAGAAGCUUGGUAACCUCGUCAUGACUGCCACCAUGACCAUCUGGGAAGACGAGAUGGACCGGAGCACUGUCACUGACAUCAACCGGGAUGUUGCUGCCACACUCAAGCUUUGCGGUCCUGCAGUCUUGUUGACUGAAAACGGCACCGUAGUGCCUCAGCUAUGCCAGCAUCUCCUUGCUGUCAUCACCAAGCGUCAUCCCUGCCAGCAAGAUCUCGGCGACGAGGCUGAGGAGGAGAUUCUCGACGAGUCAUCAGAGUACGACUGGCUCGUCAUUGAGACGGCGCUUGAGGCCGUUACCUGCUUGUCCGUCGCCUUGGGCCCACAAUUUGCUGAGCUCUGGAAGAUGUUCGAGAAGCCAAUUGUCAAGUACGCCAGCAGCCAGGAAUCCACCGAGCGUAGUGCCGCGGUGGGUUCGAUUGCCGAAUGCAUUGGCAACAUGGGCGCUGGCUGCACUCAGUACACCAGCGGCCUCCUCAAGUUGCUUCUCCACCGUCUGUCAGACGAAGACGCAGAGACCAAGUCCAAUGCCGUCUACGGUAUCGGUCUUCUAUGUGAAAUGACAACCAAUGAUGACGAGAUCCUCAAGUCACUCUCGACCAUCUUCUCUAAGCUUGAGCCUCUGCUCGAGGCGCAAGACCAAGCACGUCUUCUUGACAAUACUGCUGGAUGCGUGAGCAGGUUCAUCAGCAAGCAUCCCGACAAGCUGCCCAUUGCCGAGGUGCUUCCCCGCUUAGUGAACUUGCUCCCUCUCCGCGAAGAUUUCGAGGAGAACAAGCCCGUGUUCGGCAUGAUUGUCAAGCUCUACCAGCACAAUGAGCCGACUGUGCAACAGCUCACCCCUUCACUGAUGCCUGUCUUCGAGAAGGUGCUUGGCCCACCUGAGGAGCAGCUGGAGGAUGAGACGCGCUCGCAGCUCAUGGAGCUCGUGCAGCAUCUGCGCAAGUAA
Molecule: messenger RNA, 3252 nt
Organism: Pyrenophora tritici-repentis Pt-1C-BFP
Lineage: Eukaryota; Fungi; Ascomycota; Dothideomycetes; Pleosporales; Pleosporaceae
Source: RefSeq, a predicted model, not a curated record